CAUGCCUCCUUGUCUCUCUCUCUCUCUUGCUAAUGGCAACAAUCAAAACAAAUAUUGCAAGAACGUAACACCAAAGACAUUGUACGUUAUGAUCGUUUCUCUAGUACCUUGUCUGAUCUAUGUACUAAUUAAUUAGGCCGGCCGGAAGUGCAACCCCAUCUCCGGCCACGUACUCCAACGAUAUUGCUUCUUAGUACGUUAUGCUGGGAAUGUCAACGAAUUCCAAUAGUUACCCUCCACCGGAAAAUAUCAGUUCCUCUCCAUCGAUCACUGUCCUUUUGACCGUCCUCCUCCUCGUCUUCUUCUUUCUUGGUUUCUUUUCUAUUUACUUUUGCAAGUGUUUCAUGGAAAACGUCCUCACGUCUUUUCAGCGCACACCCUCCGGCGACCUUGUGGGCGUACCUGUUCCUCCCAAAGAAGGCCUCGAUCCCUCUCUAAUUCAAUCAUUUCCUACCUUCAUCUACGCAAGUGUCAAAGAUUUUCGCAUAGAGAAGUACGGUCUAGAAUGUGCAAUUUGCUUGGUGGAGUUUGAGGAUGAUAGCAUGCUACGUCUUAUAACAGCUUGUUGCCAUGUCUUCCACCAAGAAUGCAUCGACUUGUGGCUCGAGUCUCACAAAACAUGUCCCUUUUGCCGUGGAAACCUUGAAUUGUCGCCAACUAUAAUGGACAAGUCUCCAGUGCUUGCUCAUGAGAAUGCCAUGCACGAAAUUAAUGAAGGUGAAGAGUCCAUAUACGGUCAAGAUGUUAUCCGAAUUGACAUUAAAGACGAAGACGAAGAAGGCCGAGAAGGAAAUCGUAGUGAUCAUCAACAAAAUUUGGCUGCUAAUGUAAAUUCUAACGUGGAAGGUCAACAAAUUGAUGGACAAAAUGAAGAGAACGAAACGGAAAGAUUUUCGAGGUCACACUCGACAGGACACUCCAUAGUUAGGCCUAGACAAGAGGAGGAUAGGUAUACACUCAGAUUACCAGAGCAUGUGAAGAUAAAACUUCUUAGAGGCCACAAUUGGACAGGAAGUUGUACUACAUUUGGGGAGUUUUCACGACAAAGAGGCAGUUGUAAAGGUGGCUUCGGAGAGGUCUCAGAAUCUAGCUCUGCUGGUGGAGAGUUUAGUAGAAAACUGUAAUUUUGUAUCUUCAUUUGCUUCGAUCUGUUAUUAAGUUCUUUUGCUUUU
Messenger RNA from Rosa rugosa (rugosa rose), 1172 nucleotides. RefSeq names its product RING-H2 finger protein ATL29-like. The coding region runs from base 201 to 1124 and encodes 307 amino acids. The record is from RefSeq and is a predicted model, not a curated record. The transcript has a single exon. NCBI's taxonomy places the organism in Eukaryota, Viridiplantae, Streptophyta, Magnoliopsida, Rosales, Rosaceae.